Molecule: messenger RNA, 2958 nt
Organism: Xiphophorus hellerii (green swordtail)
Lineage: Eukaryota; Metazoa; Chordata; Actinopteri; Cyprinodontiformes; Poeciliidae
Product: sperm-associated antigen 16 protein-like
Exons: 3
Coding region: 33-1658 (541 amino acids)
Molecular function (GO): protein binding
Source: RefSeq, a predicted model, not a curated record
UGGCGACGCGAAAACAAGGAGAAGGACAGAAAAUGUCAGCGAAGAAAAGAGACAAAGUGGAGGAGAACUGUGACUCCUUCAAGGAGGAGGAUGAGGAUGAGGAGAAGGAGGAAGAGGAGAAGGAGGAGGAGGAGGAAGAGGAGGAGGACUGCUCCUCUUCCUCCUCAGCCUCUUCACCCCCGGUGAACCCAGAAGACCCGGUGGUCCAGGACAUCCCGGAGUCGGUGGAGGACUUCCUGCGGAACUUCCUCCGCAAGCUGGGCCUGACCCGGACCCUGAGUCUCUUCGAGCUGGAGUGGCACAGCCGGGCCAGGGGCGGCGGCGGCGGCGGCGGCAUCUUCGUCCCGGACGCGCUGACCCACCGCCAGGCGCUGCUGGAGAAGCUGGAGGCCGUACGCGGCGACGCCGAGCAGCUCCGGAAGCAGGUGCUGACGGCGGCGCAGAGCCUGCUGCGCAUGCAGCAGGAGAGCGACUACCACCGGCAGCAGCACCGGCGGCUCUCCGAGCAGAAGGACGUCCUGACCGGGGACUGCAAGCAGCUGCAGGAGCAGCUGCAGGACUCCGAGGAGGCGCUGAAGCGGCUGCGGGACAAACACGAAGCGGCUCUGCGGACCAAGACGCUCCUCGGCCUGCAGAAAGAGCGAGCCCAGAGGCUUCCGGAACCGGAACCGGAGACACCCAGCAGGAAGCCUCCACCCAGCAGCCCGAGCGGAGCCCCGGAGCCCUGCGGGCUGCCGGCCGGUCCGGAGGCUCCGGAGAAGAGCAGCUUCCAGCUGUUCUGCUCCUUCCGGGCGCACCAGCUGCCCAUCAGCGGCGUGGCGCCGCACCCCGGCAGGCCGCUGCUGGCCUCGGCCAGCGACGACCGCACCUGGAGGCUGUGGGACCUGCCGCGCAGCGGGGAGAAGGUUGCCCGGAUGCUGCUGAUAGGGGAGGGCCACUCUGAUUGGCUGUCAGGCUGCAGCUUCCACCCUGAAGGAUCCAGACUGGCCACAACCAGCGGAGACAAGACGGUCCGACUCUGGGACUUCUCUGCGUGUCGCUGCGUGCUGCUGCUGGCCGGUCACAGCCAGCCCACCUGGGGCAGCUCCUUCCACUCCGGCGGCCAUAUUCUGGCGUCCUGCUCCGCCGACGGGACGGCCCGGAUGUGGGACUCCAGCCGCGGCUGCUGCAGGAUGAUCCUGCGGCGCCACGGCGCCUCGGUGAACAGCGUGGCCUUCCUGCCGUGCUCCGACCUGCUGCUCACCUCCUCCGCCGAUAAGACGGUGGUGGUUUGGGACGGCCGGCUGGGCGUGAGCACCGCCACGUUCCGUGGACACCGCCACCCCUGCAACCACGCCGCCUUCAGCCCCACCACGAACGCCGUGGCGUCCUGUGACUCCAGGGGCACCGUCCACCUGUGGGACACCCGGAAGCCGGCGGCGCCGACGGGCGUCGUGGACGCUGGGCCGCACGCCGCCAACCAGGUGGCCUUCAACCAAUCGGGGAAGCUGCUGGCGGUUGCUAGCGGCGACUGUUUGGUGCGGCUGGUGGAGGCAGAGUCGUGUGGCGUGAGCACCCUGACGGGACACAGGAAGAGCGUCCAGAGCGUGACCUUUGACCUCCAGGGUGAGACUCUGAUGUCGGCUGGCAGCGACGGACUGAUCAACGUCUGGCUCUGAUGUUUGGACCCGUCAGAACUGACCCGCAGGUCCAACUACCAGAGAAUAAACUUUAUGCAGCACUGGAGCACUUCCUGCUGCGGGAGGAAACAGGAAGUUAGCGCCGAGUUCCUCUAAUAAAGAUUCAGAGCUACUGAAACGUUUUUAUUUGAGUCCGAGCUUCAGAACGUCAGCAGAACCGGGCCGGCCCGUCUGCUUCAGGACGAGUCCUGCUGGGAGGAGGAGUCCGUCCGUCUUCCUCUCUGACCCGGAUCCUCCACCAGCAGCUUCAGGCGGUUCAGGUACAGCCCGACUCUGAAAACAGGAAGUGACAUCCAGGAAGUGACAACCAGGAAGUUCAUCUUGAUGGAUCACAGCAAUUUAUUAGAAAUGAAACUGGAUUAAGUGCAAUUACAGAAACAACAAUUCAGGUGUUUUAUUUUAUACUAAAACAAAUUAAAAUAAUCCCACAUCAUGAUGCUGCCACCACCUUGCAUCACUGUUAGUAAUCAGAGCUGCAUUAAAGCUGAUGAACGCAAAGAUUUAGUGACAAUCUGAAGUAAGUUUGUGUGCAGAACUCAGGUGCUUUGUUUUGGAUUUAAAAUCCCACAGCAUGAUGCUGCCACCACUGUGCCUCACUGUACAAACAGGCUCCAUUUCCCCUCAUAUUAACAACGUUCCUAGUGUCCUGUGGCUCCUUGGGUCCUAAUUUGACUAAAAAUGUGAAGAAGCAACAAAUUUUGCUAAAUUUAUGAAGAAUGACACAUGCAGAUUUUACAACUUUUUGUAUUUUUUUAUGGAAUAAUUUCAACAUUGUAAAGUACCAGAAAACUUUUCUGUUUGGAUUUGUGUUGAACGGUUUGAAGUCUGACCUCUUUAGUGAUGGACUUCCUGGGAAACUCUGCAGCUCUGGAUCAACGUCGGCUUCCUGCAACACACAUCAGCUCCUGUUUUACCACGACUGGACCAGCAGGGGGCGACAAAUCACAGAAACACCCGGAACCGAACUGGAUACAUGUUAAAGAAAGAGAGGCCGGGUUUAACCAGAACUCUGGAGCAAAUGUAUGGAGGACCAAUCCUGGAAAAACUGACAUAACAAAUAAAUGGCCGGAUGAAGCGAUUCAACUGUCAAAUAUCGCAUCCAAAAAAUAAUAAUUUUCACAAUUUAUUUGAUUAUACAGGGUGACCUACUGUAUAUGAAUAUUUAUCAUUUUCAACAGUAUUAAUAUUUCAUAUUAUCUGUAUGAUCUGAGUUACCUUUUUCCUAAUUUUUCCAUAUUGUGAAUAUAUUUAAUUUAAAAAAAAUUACUUUCAUAUUUUA